Messenger RNA from Asparagus officinalis (garden asparagus), 1794 nucleotides. RefSeq names its product beta-1,3-galactosyltransferase 7-like. Gene Ontology annotation, molecular function: beta-1,3-galactosyltransferase activity. NCBI's taxonomy places the organism in Eukaryota, Viridiplantae, Streptophyta, Magnoliopsida, Asparagales, Asparagaceae. The record is from RefSeq and is a predicted model, not a curated record. The transcript has 11 exons. Gene Ontology annotation, cellular component: Golgi membrane. The coding region runs from base 303 to 1496 and encodes 397 amino acids.
ACAUUUUCUAGUCCACUAAACUUUUUCCUUCUCAUCAAAGAAUCCGAAAUAAUACCGACGACAAAGACAGAGAGAGAGAGAGAGAGACCACAACUUCAUGUCCCCUUCGCACGCUCCCCCCCGGUAAGAUGUUUCGCCGGCGUAACGCAGCAGCCAUCUAUUUUUGACGCGGUCUUCUUCCGACCCUGAGAAAAAGACUUCCCCUUUGCUCGCCAAUUGCUGCCAUCUCUCUUUCUCCCCCCUCUACAAAAACCCAACAAACAAUAACUUUAGAGAGAGGGGGGUUUAAGAUAAGAGAGAUAAUGAGAGUUCGAGGCGCCAGCAGCGAGAGGAGAGUCUCGGCCAAAUGGAUACUGUUGCUGUGCGUCUCAAGCUUCGGCCUUGGCUUGCUCUUCACCAAUAGAUUCUGGAUUCCUCCCGAAUCUGAUGCACAGACCAUUUCAAGGCGGCGACAAGACCAAGAGCUUCAAGUACUAUCAGAAGAUUGCAUGACUAAAAAGAAGCUUGGUCAGGAUAAGGAUGGAAAUGUAAUGGACGAGGUGUCCAAGACCCACAAAGCCAUACAAUCAUUGGAUAAGACAAUAUCUACACUUCAGAUGGAGCUUGCUGCUACUAGGAGCUCUCAAGAGCUGACAGGGAUUACUGGUUCUCCACUGAUCUCUGGACAGCAGAGGAAAAAGGCUUUUAUUGUUAUUGGGAUAAACACAGCAUUCAGUAGCAGGAAGAGGCGAGACUCGGUGAGAGAGACCUGGAUGCCUCAAGGUGAGAAGCUCCAACAACUAGAGAAGGAGAAAGGAAUUGUCAUCCGCUUCAUGAUUGGCCACAGUGCUACUUCCAACAGCAUUCUAGACCGAGCAAUUGAUUCAGAAGAGGCUCAGCACAAUGACUUUCUUAGACUGGAACAUGUUGAAGGGUACCAUGAACUAUCUGCCAAAACAAAGACAUUCUUUUCCACUGCAAUUUCCAAGUGGGAUGCAGAGUUUUAUGUCAAGGUGGAUGAUGAUGUUCACGUUAACUUAGGUAUGUUAGCUGCAACUCUUGCUAGGCACAGAUCGAAGCCCAGAGUCUAUAUUGGGUGUAUGAAAUCUGGUCCAGUCCUUUCUAACAAGAACGUUAAGUACCAUGAGCCCGAAUACUGGAAAUUUGGAGAAGAAGGAAACAAGUACUUCCGUCAUGCAACUGGACAGAUUUAUGCAAUCUCAAAAGAUUUAGCCACAUACAUUUCAAUAAACCAGCCAAUUCUGCACAAGUAUGCUAAUGAAGACGUCUCAUUAGGUGCUUGGUUUAUUGGGCUUGAGGUGGAGCAUAUCGAUGAGCGUAACAUGUGCUGUGGAACUCCACCAGACUGCGAGUGGAAAGCACAAGCAGGAAAUGUGUGCAUUGCAUCAUUUGAUUGGAGUUGUAGUGGCAUCUGCAAGUCAGUGGAAAAAAUAAAGGAUGUACAUGCAAGAUGCGGCGAAGGAGAUGGAGCUGUUUGGAGCGAUCUCUUUCGAUAAAUGGCAGAGAAUUUUCUUUGUAUACUCUCGUCUCUGGAGCAAUUUUGGCAGUCAUAUGGCGUUCCAAUUCGAUAUUUGACACAUAGAAGACUCCUACACUUCGGCCACGAUAUUUAUCACGAGACCAAAGAGAUGUUGAUUGUGGUUAGAGAGUUUCUUGAUUUUUUUAGGUGUAGAUACGAGACUUGAGCUCCCCUUUUCUACACAUUGUGUGAUAUAAAAUGUGCCCACAAGUUUUGUGGAGAUUUGUAUCAGGAUACUGGAAAAAUUUAACGCGAAAAGAGAUUUGCUUUUGCCA